Messenger RNA from Erinaceus europaeus (western European hedgehog), 2000 nucleotides. RefSeq names its product sperm tail PG-rich repeat containing 2 (gene STPG2). NCBI's taxonomy places the organism in Eukaryota, Metazoa, Chordata, Mammalia, Eulipotyphla, Erinaceidae. The transcript has 14 exons. The coding region runs from base 85 to 1761 and encodes 558 amino acids. The record is from RefSeq and is a predicted model, not a curated record.
AGGGUGCCAGGCUGGGCCGCAGGUGGUUUUGAGCGGGAAAGCCGUGGCAUCUGUGGUGGUCCCCUUGCGGUGCCACCGCCCAGCAUGUACGACCGUGCCCCGCGGCUGCUGCGCUGGGCUGAAGGGAGCACAGAGGAGCGGGUGGGGCCGGGUGCCUACGAGCUGCCUGAGCACAGGCCAAGAGCGGCUGAUGGCUAUGCACCAUUCCUUUCUUUGGCUUCCAGAGAAACUACUUUUGCUAUUGCCCCAAAAGCCAAGGAAGCUGCUCCAGGCCCUGGCCACUAUAAUGUUUCAGAAGUGCAGCAUAACAUAAAAGGAGGUCAAACUCUACAGAAUCGGGAGAAACGUUUUCAGAAGUUUAUUUCAGAUAACCCAGGUCCAGCAAGCUAUAAUCAGUCUUCUUCUGGAGCACUGAAUACCUCAAACAGAAGAAUUUCUGAGGCUAAAAAGUGCCUUCAAUCAAAAAUUUCUAGGAUAUUUGCUGUUUCUGAGAGUGUUGAUGUUCCUUCAAUUCCUUCUUGUGGACAGUCACAUGGUUAUGAUAUUAAUGAUGAUGACAGUAUUGCAAAACGUUUUCUACCAGACAGUGAUAAUACACUAGGCCCAGCGUACUAUAAACCUCAAUUUGAUUUUUCAAAUGCAACUUUGAAAUACAAAGGGAUUCAUUUUGGGCAGUCUUUAGGAAGACCAGUGUUUCCUGUGAAAUCAGGUCCUGGCCCUGGGCAGUAUGAUAUCAUCCAGAAAAAGGCAUCACACUAUGAAAAUAUUAACAUCAAGAAAGACCAACAGCAACAUGUUUGUUCUUGUGUCCCACGAUUUUAUGAAAUAAUAAUAUUUCAGGAGGAAAAAAAGGGAGUGCCAGGACCUGGAAAAUAUGACAUCAAAAGUCAGUUUCAGAAGAUGGAGAGUAAGACACAGAAUGUCACCUACACACCAGCUGCCUUCCUCUCUCAAUCCCAGAGAUUUGUACCUGUGAAAUCCAUUGUCCCAGCUCCUGGAACAUAUGAUUCUCAAUCUGCUUUAUGCUUGAAGAAAACUUCAGGAUCAAAAAAUACUCCAUUUGGUCGAAGUGCUUCUAGAUUCACACAGAACUCCAGGGAGAAGGAAAUGCCAGGUCCUGGGUCCUAUAAUAUUGUACACAGUACUUUAAUUGACAACUUUAAGAAAGCCAGAUUGAAGAAAAAAAAGAAAUGUGCAUUUGGCACUUCUGCUCCUCGAACUUCCUUCUUGAAUCAGAAAGAUUCUACUAUACCUGGUCCUGGUGAUUACCAGGUUGAUGGAGUUUUGGAUAAACGAAUUUGCUUGGCUUAUAAAUAUGCUGCUUGCAUACCAAAAACAGAAAGAAUUCCCAAGCUAUCUUAUAUGGAGACACCGGCACCAGGCAGCUAUGAUGUUCAGAAGUCAUAUGACAGGUGCCGAGGACAGAGUCAUUACAUGCCGCCUCGUAGUUAUGAGGCUAAAAUGAAACAUUCCUCCUUCCUCAGCACAGUGCCUAGAUGUUUAUACAGAGAGGAUGAAGGACCAGGACCUGCAACAUAUAGUCCUGUUUUAUGGAAAACUUGCUCUAUUCCCUUACUUUUUAAAGCAUCAAGACGUUUUAAGGAACCCAUAGAAAGCACUCCUGGUCCAGCUACAUAUGAGCUCAGCACAUUUUUAAGACAUUCUGUUCUGAAGAAAACAUUUAAUGUCACUCUAACAAAUCCAGUCCUGAUUGAAAAUGGAAAAAGUCCUAUGACUGAAGGAAAAAUAAAAAGAAUAUAGCUAGGAAGUAAAUUUGAAUCUUCAAAAUGAUGUAUUCCAAUAAUGUAAAGAUAAACUGACAGAUUCUCACAGGAAAGUGAUGCCAUUUGGAUGCUGCUCUCCAUCAGCUGUUUGAAGGAAUGUAAUUCCUUUCCUAGCCUUCUUUACAAAAAACAAUAAUUUUGUUUUUAACCAAAAAUAUUUACUUCAUUCUUUCUAGAUAUAUAUUACUAGUUCCUCCAUUUAGAAAUAUGUGCUGA